This is a messenger RNA of Musa acuminata AAA Group (dessert banana), 2429 nucleotides long. RefSeq names its product heat shock 70 kDa protein, mitochondrial. The coding region runs from base 142 to 2208 and encodes 688 amino acids. Gene Ontology annotation, molecular function: ATP-dependent protein folding chaperone; ATP binding. Gene Ontology annotation, cellular component: mitochondrion; cytoplasm. Lineage: Eukaryota; Viridiplantae; Streptophyta; Magnoliopsida; Zingiberales; Musaceae. The transcript is spliced from 5 exons. The record is from RefSeq and is a predicted model, not a curated record. Gene Ontology annotation, biological process: protein folding.
GCCCCCUUCUCCAAGCAUCCGCCGCCGUCUCGAGGGUUUACUUCUCUCUCUAGGGUUUUAUAUUACUCCUCUUCGCCCUCAAGAAACAAACCCCUCCUCCUUCCGCCCCCCAUUCUCUUCGAGGCUCUCGACUCUUCUUCGAUGGCGAUCGGCUCCGUGCUUCUCUCGAGGAUGGCCAGAUCCAGGUCCAGGUCCAGGUCCUUGGUCUCUGCCGUCACCUCCGCUCUGCCGCAGACUUCUAAUCUUCUGAAGGCAUCACAUGGCACUCCAUUAACGCAAAGAUGGGCUGCUGCUGCAAGAGCAUUCAGCUCAAAGCCUGUAAGUUCAGAUGUUAUCGGGAUUGAUUUGGGCACCACAAACUCGUGUGUCUCUGUCAUGGAGGGAAAGAGUCCAAAGGUGAUUGAAAAUGCAGAAGGUGCAAGGACCACACCCUCUGUUGUUGCCUUCAAUCAGAAGGGUGAACUUUUGGUGGGUACUCCGGCAAAGCGCCAAGCUGUGACAAAUCCAACAAACACUUUAUUUGGCACCAAGCGGUUGAUAGGAAGAAGGUUUGAUGACUCCCAGACACAAAAGGAACUGAAAAUGGUGCCGUACAAAAUCGUCAAGGCACCCAAUGGAGAUGCUUGGGUUGAAAUGAAUGGUCAGCAAUACUCGCCGAGCCAGAUUGGUGCAUUCGUCCUCACUAAGAUGAAGGAAACAGCAGAGGCUUAUCUUGGUAAAUCUGUUUCAAAGGCAGUCAUCACUGUCCCUGCAUACUUUAAUGAUGCACAGCGUCAGGCAACAAAGGAUGCAGGGAGGAUUGCUGGGCUCGAGGUCCUGAGGAUUAUCAACGAGCCCACUGCUGCUGCCCUUUCGUAUGGAAUGAACAACAAGGAGGGCUUGAUUGCCGUCUUUGAUUUGGGUGGUGGUACUUUUGAUGUCUCCGUCCUGGAAAUCUCCAAUGGGGUGUUUGAGGUCAAGGCUACCAACGGGGACACAUUCCUUGGUGGUGAAGACUUUGACAAUGCAUUGCUGGACUAUCUGGUCAGUGAAUUUAAAAGAACCGAUAACAUCGAUUUGUCCAAAGACAGAUUGGCAUUACAAAGGCUAAGAGAAUCAGCUGAGAAAGCAAAAGUGGAGUUGUCAUCAACCACCCAGACGGAGAUAAACCUUCCUUUUAUUACUGCUGAUGCUUCUGGAGCAAAGCACUUCAAUAUCACACUGACACGAUCAAAGUUUGAAUCUCUUGUUAACCAUCUUAUUGAGAGAACCCGCAUCCCGUGCGGCAAUUGUCUGAAAGAUGCAGGCAUCUCGGCAAAAGAAGUCGAUGAAGUACUUUUGGUUGGUGGGAUGUCAAGGGUCCCAAAGGUUCAGCAAAUCGUCAGCCAGAUAUUUGGGAAGACACCUAGCAAGGGUGUGAACCCUGAUGAGGCUGUUGCCAUGGGAGCUGCCAUACAAGGUGGCAUCCUGAGAGGUGAUGUCAAGGAGCUUCUUCUGCUUGAUGUCACCCCGCUCUCCCUUGGUCUCGAGACCCUCGGAGGGAUCUUUACCAGGCUUAUCAACCGAAACACAACCAUUCCAACCAAGAAGAGUCAGCUCUUCUCUACUGCAGCUGAUAACCAAACCCAGGUCGGCAUCCGAGUACUGCAGGGUGAGAGGGAAAUGGCUUCGGAUAAUAAGCUUCUUGGGGAGUUUGAGCUCACUGGAAUUCCUCCUGCACCAAGAGGUAUGCCCCAAAUAGAGGUUACCUUUGACAUCGAUGCAAACGGGAUCGUGAAGGUCUCAGCCAGGGACAAAGCAACAGGCAAGGAACAGGAGAUCACUAUUAGGUCCUCGGGCGGGCUAUCUGAAGAGGAGAUAGAAAAAAUGGUGAAGGAGGCAGAGCUUCAUGCUCAGAAGGACCAGGAGAGAAAGACACUGAUCGAUGUCAAAAAUACAGCAGACACUACGAUUUACAGUAUCGAGAAGAGCCUUGGGGAGUUCCGAGAUAAGAUACCAGCAGAAAUUGCCAGAGAGAUUGAAGAUUCUGUGGCUGAUUUGAGGGCUGCAAUGGGCGAAGACAAUGUGGAGAAAAUAAAGGAGAAGAUGGAUGCUGCAAACAAGGCUGUCUCAAAGAUCGGGCAGCAUAUGCAACAAGGCGGAGGAGGUUCUUCUGGUUCUGGAUCUGCCGGCAGCAGCGGAGACCAAACUCCUGAAGCCGAAUACGAGGACAAGGAAGCUAAGAUGUAGGCUCUUGCUGCAGGUUUUCUGCAAGCAUAUGCUUUGGCUUUUAUUUUGGUAGGUAACGGUGAUACAUUCACUGAAACAAAGAGCUAAGCGAUGAAUGUGUUGUAAUAAGACGAGUCUUUUUAGUAUUGUUUAGCUUAGUAGGUAUUGGUGAUGCAUUCACUGAAAACAAUUGAUGUCACAGAAUUACAUGAGGAAUCGUACUUCAUUUAUUUGGCUUCUCA